Molecule: messenger RNA, 1053 nt
Organism: Phaedon cochleariae (mustard beetle)
Lineage: Eukaryota; Metazoa; Arthropoda; Insecta; Coleoptera; Chrysomelidae
Source: the annotation of a GenBank genome assembly
AUGAUCGCAUCAUUCAUGGAUAGUGAAUUAGAAUCCCACAGAAAAGAAAUGGAUAUCACAACAGGAGUUGUGCCGUCUACUACAACCACUUCUGACUUUUAUCUUGGAUUGUGCUUAGCAGUAAGCUCCUCAUUAUUUAUCGGAUCUAGUUUCAUAAUAAAAAAGCUGUCAUUGAUUCGUCUUAAAACAAAAGGGCAUGUAAGAGCUGGAAGUGGUGGUUUUGGAUAUCUAAUGGACUGGAUGUGGUGGCUAGGAUUACUAACCAUGGGACUUGGAGAACUUGCUAAUUUUACAGCAUAUGCUUUUGCUCCAGCUUCUUUAGUAACCCCAUUGGGUGCAUUAAGUGUUCUGGUGAAUGCAAUAUUGGCCUCAAAAUUUCUCAAAGAAAAACUCAAUAACUUGGGCAAGUUGGGUUGCUUUCUCUGUCUUUUGGGGUCAACUAUGAUAGUAAUUCACUCUCCAAAAGAAGAACAAAUAGAUAAUCUUCAAGAACUCUUAGAAAAGGCAACAAACACAGUAUUUAUCAGAUAUGUUCUGACAAUAGUUAUUGUAUGCUCCAUCAUAUUCUGCUAUAUUGGUCCACAUUAUGGUAGCAGAUAUGUAGCAGUAUAUUUGAUACUUUGUGCAGCAAUUGGUAGUCUCACUGUCAUGUCAUGCAAAGGUUUAGGAUUAGUAAUAAGGACUAUAUCAGUUUCUUCAAUACAUGGUCUUCCAAAUCUAUGGGUACCAAUCAGUCUAUGUCUUACAGUCAUAGUUUGUAUAUGCAUUCAAAUUACCUAUUUGAAUAAGGCACUUGAUCUCUUCAGCACAAGCAGAGUGACUCCAAUAUAUUAUGUGCUAUUUACUACCCUAGUGAUAAUUGCCUCCUCAAUUUUGUUCGAGGAAUGGCGGAAAAUGAAAGAAGUUGACAUACUGGGUGCUUCUUGUGGAUUUUUCGUAACGGUCGUUGCCAUAUUCAUGUUGAAUGACUGUAAAGAGGGACCUGUCAUACCCUUUCAAAUGCGACAAAAUCCAACUAAACACAAUAAGUAUGGCUUGGUUAGGUCAGGUUGA